This is a messenger RNA of Lotus japonicus, 2143 nucleotides long. Its product is annotated as pectinesterase-like. The transcript is spliced from 2 exons. Gene Ontology annotation, molecular function: pectinesterase inhibitor activity; pectinesterase activity. Gene Ontology annotation, biological process: cell wall modification. Lineage: Eukaryota; Viridiplantae; Streptophyta; Magnoliopsida; Fabales; Fabaceae. Bases 110 to 1804 code for a protein of 564 amino acids. The record is from RefSeq and is a predicted model, not a curated record.
UCUCCAUUCUUCACCAUUGCCAUCUCCUCAAAACACUAAACAGUGGGAGGAAACGUACCCUUUCGCAUUCCUUCCCAUUGAAUUAAAAAAAAAUUAUAUAAAAAAAAACAUGAAAGGAAAGAAAGUAGCUUUUACAGGUUUGGCUGUUUUACUGGUGGUUGGUUGCGCCAUUGGUGCCACCGUCUACACCACAAACAAGCCUCAUGCCGCCGCUGCCGGUGCCGGUGGAUCUGAAGUGAGCAACCACAACAAGGCAGUGACGGCACUCUGCGACGGUGCUGAUGACAAGAAACUCUGCCAUGAUGUCCUCACCCCUAUCAACACCUCAGACCCUAAAGAAUACGUGGCCGCGGUGGUCAAAACCUCCAUGGACAGCGUCAUCAAGGCCUUCAACAUGAGCGACAGGCUCACCGUUGAGCAUGAAAACAGCAACCCCGGAGUCAAAAUGGCGCUCGAGGAUUGCAAGGAUUUGCUACAAUCCGCAAUCCAAGAGCUCCAAGCCUCCGGGGUUCUGGUGCAGGAGAGCAGCCUCCUUGAUGUUAACCAGCGCUCCGCCGAGCUUAAAAACUGGCUCAGCGCAGUCGUUGCUUACCAGCAAUCUUGCCUGGACGGGUUCGACACCAAGGGCGAGAAAGAGGUCCAGGACAAGCUUCAACAAGGAAGCUUGGACGAUGUUGGUAAACUUACUGGCUUGGCACUUGACAUUGUUUCCGGAAUCUCCAAGGUCCUCGGAGCUUUUGAUUUCAACCUGCACCUGAAACCCGCUCGUCGCCUUCUUGAGAUUGAUGCUGAAGGGUACCCUACAUGGCUCUCUUUUGCUGAUCGUAAACUCGUGGAGUCCAAGUCAAAUGUUCUGCCCAACGCAAUUGUGGCUAAGGAUGGUAGUGGCCAGUUUAAGACCAUUACUGAAGCCAUUAACUCAUACCCUAAGAAGCACCAAGGUAGAUUCCUCAUCUAUGUCAAGGCUGGUGUCUAUGACGAGUACAUCAACGUUGACAAGAAGAAGCCCAACAUUCUCUUGUACGGUGACGGCCCUACCAAGACCAUCAUCACCGGAAACAAGAACUACGCCGCCGGUGUCAAGACCAUGAGAACUGCCACAUUCACCACCCUUGCUCCAAACUUCAUUGCCAAGUCAAUUGCAUUUGAGAACACCGCCGGGCCACAGGGACACCAAGCAGUUGCACUCCGUGUGAAUGGUGACUGCUCAGCCUUCUUCGACGUCGCGAUCCGCGGCUACCAAGACUCGCUGUAUGCACACGCUCACCGUCAGUUCUACCGCAACUGCGAGAUCUCCGGUACCAUCGACUUCAUCUUCGGCUACGCCACCACCUUGAUCCAAAACUCCAAGAUCUUGGUCAGGAAGCCCAUGUCAAACCAGCAGAACAUCGUCGUCGCCGACGGUACCGCCCAGAAGAACAUGCCCACCGGAGUCGUCCUCCAGAACUGCCAGAUUCAAGCAGCACCUGAGCUCGCCGCCGACAGGCUCACCGUGAAGACCUACCUCGCUAGGCCAUGGAAGGCAUUCUCCAGAGCCGUGUUCAUUGAAAACACCAUCGGUGAUUUGAUUCAACCAGAAGGUUACAUUCCAUGGAACCCGAUCGAACCUAACACCGAGAACGCUUACUUUGCUGAGUUUGGAAACUCUGGACCCGGUUCAGUGACUCAAGCGAGGGCAAAAUUUGGAAAAGGUUUGAUUUCCAAGGCUGAUGCUGAGAAGUUCACCGCUGAGCAAUGGAUCCAAGCUAGCACAUGGGUCCCAGCUACUGGCAUUCCUGUCGACCCUACCUUCACCAAAGCUUAAUUUGAUUACAAAAAUUCAAAGGCUUUGAUUGAGUACGUAGUAUACAUAUUAUAUAACUUUUCUUUUCUAGCAGAGUGAGAGAUAUAUAUUGAAAUAUUGAGUGCGUUUGAGGAGGUGAUUUUAUGAAGUAUGCAUAUGCUCAUGCAACACUUCAUUUGGUUUUUUAUUUUGUUGACUAGAUGAUUCUUCUGUCGUCGGUGUGCGUUGUACACUGAUGAUGAUGAUGAUAUUACUAGGGAGAUGCAAUGAAUUGUUUCUUUCUUCCUGAAUGAUGGAUCAUGUAAUCACGUUAUAUAUCUCUUAUAAUGAUGCAAUGAUAUUAUUAUAUUGAAAUUAAAA